AACCCUUCAUAUCAUUUCAUACUCUGCACCAUCCCCUCCGAGAUCUCCAUCAACAAAUCCAGAGAGGGGGCAGGCACCACUAGAAGGUCAUGUCAGUGGAAUACCGGAACUUCCAGAGUCCUCCAGAAGACACCAAACCAACCAACAGUCCUCCAGGAACCUGGCCUCUCCAAGGAAUCCUGGUGGACAGACAGACUGCUCGGCCCUCCUCCGCCCUGAUCUGCUUCCUCUCAUCUCUCUGCACUGCGCUCCUCUUCAUCAUCAUCAUCCUCUUCGUCGUAUUCACACGUCAAGGGGUGAAUCAGAUGGAGCAGAACAUGGAGGUGAAGCUGAGGAAUCUGAGUAUGGGACUGCAAUCCAGAGUGGGGGGACUGAGCCAACUUGGAUCUCAGAUGAUGGAGAGAAUGAAAGUCAUGGAACACUUUUUGAAAGGCAUCAAAGAAUCCAAAGUGAUGAGUAACGUAGAGGAGAUCGAGUCCCUGGUGAUACGGAUUGUAUCAGACGAGGUGGCAGGUUCUCUUACCAAUGAUAAUCAGAGGAUAUUGGCAGCUCUGGGGCAACUGGCAGACCAGAUCUUUCAACCGAACAGCAGCUCUGCUGACCCAUUGUGUGAUUGGGGUUGGACGCACCACGGCUCCAGCUGCUACUUGUUGAUCAAACGUGUCCAGCCAUGGUCAUUGGCUAAGAAGGACUGCGAAGACAGGAAGGGUCACCUGGUGAUCAUCAAUGAUGUGGAUGAAAUGGGAUUUGGGAUUAAUGGUUGGUUUGUCAAACAACCUAAACAAUAG
This is a messenger RNA of Rana temporaria (common frog), 788 nucleotides long. RefSeq names its product C-type lectin domain family 10 member A-like. The coding region runs from base 90 to 788 and encodes 232 amino acids. Lineage: Eukaryota; Metazoa; Chordata; Amphibia; Anura; Ranidae. The record is from RefSeq and is a predicted model, not a curated record. The transcript is spliced from 9 exons.